Cinara cedri is the source of this 3982-nucleotide messenger RNA. The record is from the annotation of a GenBank genome assembly. Lineage: Eukaryota; Metazoa; Arthropoda; Insecta; Hemiptera; Aphididae.
CUUUUUUUUUUACCUAUUUUUCACUCAUUUAUGAUUUAUUUUUAACUAAAAACAUAUUUUUAAUUAGAAUUUUAUAUUUGUACAAUAACAAAAAAAAAAAAAAUAAAAAUAAAAAUAUUUACAACAUUUUUUUAAAUAAUUUGUUUUCUUCACAUCUUUACGAGAUUUAUUUAAUGUAAACCAUUUUUAAAAAUUUAAGUUGACUGUCUGCAUGCCAUUGCUAAUUCCAUCAGAACAAUAACACAGUGAGAAAAGAAGUUCAGUUUUCUUUAAAGUUUUCCCGUCUAUAAUUUUUAAGUAGACUGCCAGUAACACUAGGUUUUUGGGAGUCAAAAUCAAAGAAUAGCAGACUGUAACGGAGAUAGAUGGUUUAGAACAGGAAAUAAAGUGUCAUUAGAAGAACUUUGUUUAGUUUAGACUAUAAUGUGUGUGAAAACAAAUUUAUAUCAAUGAAUUGUAUUAAUUAAAUUAUAAUUAUGCUGUUUUAUUUCACUUGGAAUGGUGAUUCGAUGGGCUAAAGCAUAGGAUUUCAAAUUUAAUAUAAUUGGUUUAAUAAAUGUAUUAUUUGUAGAGGGAAAGAUUUACAAAUCAGUAAGUAUAUAAAUAAUAAUUAUUGCUACAUAAUACAACUUAGUUAAGCAUCAUUAAAAGGAAUAAUUCUGGUUAUUUAUUUUAAAAAUACAUGUCUUCUCAUCAUUAAAAAGGAUGUCGUAUAGUGUGUUUAUUACUAUAUGUUGUAUCACAUAUUUACAUCCAAUAAAGAUACACUUAUUGGAAAUUUUAUUUUUAUUUUGAAAAAAACCUACUAAUAAAUAUACAAUGAGCAAUAAAGUUUAGAAACAUUUUUUUAUACAGCAAACGUUAAAAAUAUUGAAUCAAGAAUUAACCAAAUCACAGUGUCAGUGUUUUAGAGAAUAUAAAAAGUGUAGUUAAGUUAGCACGCCGGGGUUCUUAAAGCUGAAAAACAGAUCCGCUAUAUAGAGUUAGACCCCUUAGGUUUUAUUUAGAGUUUAAUUAAUAAUGACAGUCAUAAUGAUUGUGGUGCUAAAUAAGUCAGUUUACCAUAUUCAUGCUUUAAAUUAAAAAAAAAAUAUAUGACUGUAGUGUUUUUAAUUGGUAAACUAAUUUGUAUUAUUAUUUUACUCAAAUGUGAGUUGACAAGACAAGUCCGGCUCACUACAUAUUUAGUGCCAGGUGUGGGGUCCUGUCAAUUGAAACAUAUUCCGGAAAUGUUUUUUUUUUUAAAACUAAUCCGAAUAAGUAGACUGAGGAUCCUUGACGAACCGGCGUCUCCCAAGUUCAAAACCCAGUUUGUUUCAUCAAAUUGGUUUACAUGUUUGUUGUUCACGUAGCAAGCAAAUGGGUAAGAAUUUUUUUCGAAUGUGUAACUUCGGUCUACACGACGGCAGGUGUGAAUAAAGGAAUUGCAGGGUCCACACAUGUAUACAGCGUAGACAAUGACGCGAGCGAUAACAAGCGCAACGACGAAUGUUCAGACAUACACAUAACCAUAACAACGCGAUCCGAAACAAUAAUUGCCAUACCUAUAAAAGCGGCUGAUGCGAAUAACAAAAACAAGAGAUACCUAAUAAAAGACUUAUAUUGCGCGAGUGUAGUUAGAAAAGUAGAUAAUGGACAUACGCCGUUAGUAUGUGCUAUGAAUGUGGUAAAACAAAAAAUAUAUGCGCGAGAUUUAAAUAAAUUUGGAUACGAAACUGAAUUUAAUUAUCAGGUAUAUAUAGAGAGGAGACAAGAAACUAACAAAGUGCGUGUAGAUGAAAUCACCAGUAUAGUAUGAUGCGAUCAUAUGAAUGCCGAAGAAAUAGAGUCCAUACCUAAUAUACCUGGUGAUUCAUUUAAAUGGGUACACUCAUUAUCUCGGAAAGUAUUAACUUUUUCCGGAAUUUGUUUUCUAGAACAUUUAAGAAACAAGCUCUUCCAUAAUUUUGUAUUUGUGUUAUUUUAGUCACUCUUUUUUUUGGGAUUAAAACAACUACCUACUUUUGAUUUUCAAAUGACAACCUAUAUUAAAUUGUCCAUAAAUAGAUUGAGUAUUAGAUAAAAUAAAUUUUAGUGUUGAAAUGUUUGAUUUCUGUCAAGCCGUUGAUGAGAUAUUCCACUUUUAAUUUUAGGUUGGAGGAGAGUGUUGGUGCAUUGUUAACACGCCAGGCGUCGUACCGCCAUACAAAUGAUACUCCACUACUCUCCUCCAACCAAAACUUAAAAGUUGAAUAUUUCGUCAACAGAUCGACGGAAAUCAAAAAUGUCAACACUAAAAUUUAUUUUAUCUAAUACUCAAUCUGUUUAUGGAAUUUUUAAUAUAGGUUGCUAUUUGAAAAUCAAAAGUAGGUAGUGGUUUUACCACCAAAAAUAAGAGUGACAAAAAAAAAAAAAACACAAAUAUAAAAUUGUGGAGCAGCUUUUUUCUUAAAUGUUCUAGAAAACGAAUUCCGGAAAAAGUUAAUACUUUCCGAGAUAAUGAGUGUACCCACUUAAAUUAAUUACCUGGUAUGCGAGUAUUUUUCACCAGGAGGAUAAUAAACUAAUAUUUACAAAUGCAAUGGAGCAUGAAAUAAAAUUACCUGAAAAGAAACCCCUGACUUAUAGACAACCGUACAGCUUCCCGCAGGCCCAACACAAAGAAAUAAAUAAACAGAUAGAUACAAUGUCGCCAGAUGAUUAAUUAAUCGAGCCAUCGCUUUUUCUAUGGAACGUACCCUUUUUGUUAGUGAGAAAAAAGUUUGAUAGGACAGUUGUUCAAAUAUCCUGAAUAGUAAUGGAUUGCCAUGUGUUGAAUAGGAUAACGAUAAAUUAAUUUCACUACUUACAUAACAUCGAAAUUUUAGACCAGUUGGGGCAAAGCCAAUUGGCCAAUUAUUCAGUGUCAUAGAUCUUGCGUCGGGUUUUUAUCAAACAAUUCCCUUAGACGAAUCGUCACGCGAGUGCGCGGUCUUUUCGAUCUUACAGGGCCAUUAUCAGUUUAAACGGAUGUUAAUGGAGAUGAAAACAUCCCCCGAAACUUUCCAAUGCCUAAUGAACUACGUAUUAACUGGAUUAGUAGGGAUAAAGUGUUUGGUAUAUUUAGAUAUUAUAGGAAAUUUAUCAAGGGAUACAGUGCCAUAGCUAGACUUAUUACGCAAUUUUUGAAAAAAAGAUUGUACAUUUAACUGGAUAAAGAAAUGCCAAGGGUCUUUUGACAUACUUAGGACAGCUUUGUGCACUGAAUUAAGAUUAAAAUAUUCAGAUUUUACGAAAUAAUUUACAUUAAAUACGGAUGUGAGCGGUAAGGCACUCAGUGCAAUUUUAUCACAAGGACUGAGAGGAGCAAAUUUACCGAUAGCAUACGCAUCUCGAAUGGUAUCAACCCGUUCGGUCAUUUCGUAGUUGCAUUUACACUUGGUAAUGCGCUAAGUCUUGACUCGGGUCUGGUGGCAACUCAACAUUCUAAUAAACUAUAUUUGUAAAAUCAUAAUUUCUUUUACAAUAUUCGAACAAGUUUUUAAUAAACACAAUUAGUAUUUAAAUAAUUGUAAAUUCCUACUCAAAGGCUAUAUCCAAAGGACAAGCUACAAUAUUAAGCGUUGUGAGUCAUGUCAAAGAAAUAAGGUUACCAAUAGAAAGGCGUAAACCCAUAGUAAACACAUCGACAAGUACCAAGCCUUUUCAAAAAAAUGUCAUGGUAUAGUGUGGAAAUUGCCUAAUGUUACUAAUGAGCAAUAAUACUGUCGGGUAACAUUUAUGUGUUGACCAUGCAAAACGAUUUAACUAAAAAUUGGUUGUGGGGUCCACUAUACCUAAUUAUCAGGCUAACAUGGUAGGGAAAACAUAGUAAUACAUCACGGAAGGCGAUGACCGACCGUGCAUAAAAGUAAUAUCAAAAAGAAUUUCGAAAACCCGAUUUGAAUAUAAAUGAGGGCCUAUAUGCAAAAACAAAUUUUAGUUUAAUCAUUUAUUAACUAAGACAAAUAUUUUUAAGUUAGGU